Molecule: messenger RNA, 1448 nt
Organism: Amaranthus tricolor (Joseph's coat)
Lineage: Eukaryota; Viridiplantae; Streptophyta; Magnoliopsida; Caryophyllales; Amaranthaceae
Exons: 4
Coding region: 190-726 (178 amino acids)
Biological process (GO): dolichol-linked oligosaccharide biosynthetic process
Cellular component (GO): UDP-N-acetylglucosamine transferase complex; extrinsic component of endoplasmic reticulum membrane
Molecular function (GO): hexosyltransferase activity
Source: RefSeq, a predicted model, not a curated record
UUUCUUAUUUCUCACUCCGGGCUCCGAACUCCUCCACGCGACCACAUCCACUCCAUCACCGGGCACCGGUGAAAUGUAACACCGUCUCCCCCUGGUGCUAUCCGUUGUUCUUGUAUUGCUCUUAAGUUUGAUAUUGUGAACCUGCAUAUGGACAGCUCUGAAGUUUAUUAAGAGUAAGUAUUUCACUGAAUGGGAACUUCUGAUGAAAAUAAGGACUCCAAGAAAAUAGCUUUUGUCACUGUUGGAACUACUUUGUUUGAUGCUCUUGUUAGAGCAGUGGAUACUCCAGAAGUCAAGCAAGAGUUAUAUGCAAAAGGGUUUACUCACCUUUUAAUUCAAAUUGGUCGUGGAUCCUACAUCCCUGACAAGUCCAUUGGUGGUGAUGGGUCUCUAGCUGUUGAGUAUUUCACAUUUUCAUCAAGCAUUGCAGAGAGCUUGAGAUCAUCUUCUCUUGUUAUAAGUCACGCAGGAUCAGGCAGUAUCUUUGAGACAUUGCGGUUGGGCAAGCCAUUAGUUGUGGUGGUGAAUGAGGAUUUAAUGGACAAUCAUCAAGUUGAAUUGGCGGAAGAAUUAGCAGAGAGGAAACAUUUGUUUUGUGCGCGUCCCCAAACCCUUCACAAGACUCUUGCUAGUAUGAAUGUAGAUUCUCUUCUGCCUUAUCCUUCAGGUGAUGCUAAACCUGUUGCAAAGCUUAUAAACGAGUUCCUUGGUUUCCCAGAAGAUUAACAAACUCAUACUUUUUCUUUCAAAGUCUAUUCUUUCUCUUUUUCUUUUUUGGUGAAAUUAAAACAGAUGCAAUCUAUGUAUCCUUUUAAUGGUGCUUGUGAGUUAUUACGGCCUGUUUAGUUUGUGGUACUAAAUGAUGGUAAUGAGAAUGAUUAUAGUGUAAAAUUUCAUCAAAAGUUUCAUGUCAUUUCCAUGGUAAUGAAACCUUGAUCACAAAAAAGUUUUUUUGUUUACAAAUUUCUAUUACCACCUAGUACCACAUCUCCCGAUGGUAAUGCGUUGGAAUGAAAUUUAUGAAGAAAAUGAGAUAAUUGAAGUUGGACAAACAUGACCAUCAAGGUAGCAAGAAAUUUUUCAACUAAAAUUACACUAGUUUUCAUUCUCAUUACCACCAUUUAAUACUACCUACAAAAGGAACAGUUAGUACUUUCCUUUGUAUUCACCGCUUCUACGAGUAAAUACAGUUCCACACUUGGGUGAUGUUCGGUUUGCAAUAAACAGCGAUCGAAAUAGUCUCAUAUAAGUGAACGAGUUACAAUAUGUUUUCUGAUUAAUACUGGUAACAGUUACUGUUUGAUGCAGUUAACCAAUACCUCUCAUAUGUUACAAUUCCUCCAAUGGUGGUAAUACUAAGCGUUUCCGACUUGUCUUAUCUUUUCUGUAGGAUACUCUGUUUUCAUUCUUGUGAACACUUAUUUAAGAUCACUUUUGUAGAUAUUCUA